AUGCGAGCCACCGCGCAAUGCCUCGCUCCAGGCUUCUGGAGGCGAAGCCUUGACGAGUUCAAGAGGCUCUCCAACACCGCACUCAAGCUCGAAGCAUUACGAACACCCAGCUCUCGCUUCCCCUUGAUAACCUUCUCCGAGCCCUCCUCUAUCGAAGCAUGCAAGGUCAUGUCCGACGCCGACAUGGGCGGCUUCUCGCGCGCCUCGCUCGACUUCAUCCCCACGAAAGAUGACGAGCCGGCCCACGCGCGCUUUCACGGCAACAUCUCCCUCGAGCUGCCUCCCAACCGGCCCGAGAUCCAGAGGACAGGCUACGCGGCCUGGCGGACAAAGGACAGGCCCCCCACCAUGUUCGGGAAGGCGCUGUGGGAUAUCGAUCCGUACACGUACCUCGCGCUGCGCAUCAAGUCCGACGGCCGGAAGUACUUCGUGAACGUGCAGACGGAGUCGAUUGUGCCGACGGAUCUGCACCAGCACCGGCUGUAUUCACGGAAACCGGGCGAGUGGGAGACGGUGCUGAUCAACUGGACCGAGUUUGUGAGGACGAAUCACGGGCUGGUGGUUGAGCCGCAGAGGGAGAUGCUGAGGCAGAAGGUCCGCACGGUCGGCAUUGGGCUCAUUGAUAGGGUGCCCGGUCCCUUCGAUCUGUCUGUCAGCGCCAUGUGGGCCACGAACGAGACGAUCGAGGGGAGGAGGGCGACGGAGAAGCCACAGGUUUCUGGGCGCAGGGUCGACGGGGAGCUUGAAGCGGGAGAGCCGGAGAGUAUCAGGAAGCCGCCGUCGCCUGAGAAGAUAUUGUUGUAG
Coniosporium apollinis CBS 100218 is the source of this 804-nucleotide messenger RNA. RefSeq lists its product as uncharacterized. The transcript is spliced from 2 exons. NCBI's taxonomy places the organism in Eukaryota, Fungi, Ascomycota, Dothideomycetes. Gene Ontology annotation, biological process: mitochondrial respiratory chain complex I assembly; mitochondrial electron transport, NADH to ubiquinone. Gene Ontology annotation, cellular component: mitochondrion. The coding region runs from base 1 to 804 and encodes 267 amino acids. The record is from RefSeq and is a predicted model, not a curated record.